UGAAGCCGCGAGUCACUAUACUUCUCUAGAUAAUGAAGAUGAUGGCAGUUAUUGUGGUAUUGAGGAGUGGUGAAGUUCAAUUUCCAAAUUCCAGUGGUAAUGGCUUACUCCCCGACUCUAAUUGCAGUGGGAUGACAUACUAACCACAACAAUGAUAGUAGAACCAGUGGCAUAGGAAACAUUCAUGUCUACUAAUAUGAAGAUAAUGGUAGCUGUAAUGCAUCCAACGAAUCAUAGUUAAUGGGUUUGCAUUUUUCUUUUGUCCGCAUCUCUGCUCAUUUUUUACAGAACUACAUACUUCUUGCAUUAUUAAUGUGUGGAAAUUUCAAUACUAAAUUUAUAAUGUCAUCAAAAACUUUUUAAUUUUAUCGCUGAAUUGGGUUAUGAAAUACUUCCUUAGCUUUCAUUACAAAAGAAUAAGAACAGAAAAAACAAAAUAUUGGGAUAGAUUCAUAAAAUCUUUGCGACCCAACAAACUGGGUUCUGCUGAGAUAGAACAAGGCUGAGGUGCAUUCAGGAUGAACAGGCAAAGUCGUUUCUUUAGUUUAGUUUGACCUCUCUUAUAUACAUUGUACAGCUGUAUCAAGUUAGCUUGUUUUUCUAAUCAAAUGUUCGAAUGAGAUUGGCCCGCUUGAGAUUGAUGAUAAAUAUUUGGAACUAAUAUGAUCUUUGGAUUUUGGUUUUAAGAAAGAGUUUUUACUCGGUCCCUCACUUAUUUUACCUUAUAUUUUCCUACCAUUAGUUGGACCACGCGUGCUAUGGAUGGUUGUAGUUUUGUACAAUAAUAGAAGAUUAUAUCAAAUGAUAAAGAAACGACUUAGGAGGUUCAAGUUCAAUCUCUUUACUUUACACAAGACAUACCAUCCUCGCCCUGUAUCCUAUGAGGCAGCAAUGAUAUAGGAUCAUACUAAAAUUGUUGGACACUCUGUCAAGCAAUCUGGAAUACUUCGUGAUGUGCUUAGAAAGAUGAAACAGCAGAUAAGACUCCUUUUACUGUCAAAUCAAGAAACGAAACAGUUGUAUAAAUUGGAAUAUGGGCUGCCUCUCCCCUUCCCCAAACGUUCAAGCCCUAAUGAUGUACAUGAUGGAAAAUGUACAACAUGAUUACGAUACCAGUAUUACAAUUUUGGGUGUAAAUAUGUCUUUUGACUACCAAUUAUAGAGCAUGAUAUGUUUUACUGAUACCAGAAAUCCCCCAAAACCCUCUUCACUGACCCAGGCUUGAUACUGAGCUUCUAGCAAACUCUACAAUCUUUAGGAGUUAGGAAGCUCCAGCAAAUAGUUAGGUAGGUACCUGAGGUGGUAUAAAGAAGUCUUUUGCAUGAAGGCUAAUAUUAGUUAUUGUUCUUAUAAAUAGAAAUAUCUAACGUGGUAAGGUGCUACAAAUACACAAUUGAAAUGUAAUUUAGUAUAUGCAUUCGGUUUUACUGACAAUCACCACGUCUUCCUUCUCACCCCCUGAACCUAGAAAAGAAGAAGAUCCGGUCUUAAAGUUUGUUUUAUUUAAUUGCAGAUAUAUCUAUAGUUUGCAUAUGCCUUUUGGGAUGUCAUGCUUUUGAUGUAGGGGAAACAUUAAAUUGAAGUUUAGAACUUAAAAAAAGAUGAAUGUGAUCCAUGAUGGGCUUGAGAACUCAUGAUUAAGGAUGAAAGUAUUUGGUAAAAACUUGCAGAAGGAAUUGCAGAAUGUAUUGUUUCUGAUAUAGUGAGUUACUUCUACAGUAGGUUUGGUCAAGUGAUCUUUCUGAAAUAGUUGAUACAUGAUAGAAGCUCAUCUCUCCUUUGAUGAUGCUAAGAAAUUGAUACUUGGAUAAAUGAAAUGAACCCUGAACAUUUCUAUUUCUGAACUCUAUCAUGUAAGAUCAAAUAUGGACAUAACACAUAUCAUCAUAAAGUAAUUGAUGAUUAGCUUAAUAUCAAUCCUAGUUUAACAUGGAUACAAACAGUAAAUCAAUACUAGUGACUUAAUGAAGUAGUGUAUCAAUUCAUUAAGGAUAGUAAUCCAUUGCUUAGUCGACAAGAAAGGUUAUAAGUUGUGAUACAUUAGGAAUCUAAUAGUGAAACCUAAACCGACAAGGAAUGCUUUAAUGGGAAGCUUCUUGAGGUUUAAGUUUCAUAUAUAUAUACAGAUGAAUUGGUCCCUGAUUACUACCACGACUAUUGCAUAAGUUCUGUCCAUUGAGAAGCAAGUUGGUAAGUAACAGAAGACCACAUUCAGUGAUCGAGUUAAGCAGUUGCAUAAGAUGGAAUCCAUGUCUGUUAUUGCUGAAGGUAACUCUUACAUGAACUUGAACAGUGUCUUGAUGUUAACUGGAACCAACUAUAGAGCUUGGCUAGACUCUGUGGAAAAUUAUAUGGGAAUGCAUGAGAACAUAGACUACUGCUUUACUGAGAAUAAGCCUGAAGAGUUAAAUGAAAAGAGCACCAAGAAAGAUACUGACCUUUACAAGAAGUGGCAUAGAUCCAAUAGAAUGGCUAAGAACCUCAUCAGAACAUCUAUGUCUAAGACUGUCAGGGGAAGUAUAGAAGAGCCUGAGCUAGCAUCAGAUUUUCUGGAACUCAUAGGUGCUAAGUUUAAAGAAAGUGAAAAGGCAGAAGCAGCUAGGCUGACUAAGGAGUUUCAUGAUUUGAAGUACAUGGGUUCAGGGGGAGUUAGAGAGCAUAUUAUGAAGAUGAUCAAUAUAAAUGGCAGACUCAGGGAACUCUUAAUGGGGGUUAGGGAUGAGCAAGUAGUGCAUUAUGCACUACAUUCCUUGCCUAACAGUUUUAGUCAUCUUAGGACCAGUUACAACUCUCAAAAGGGAAACUAGACUCUAGAUGAACUUAUAUCCAUCUGUGUGGAUGAGGAAUCUAGGAUCAAGGAAGAAAAGGAACCUGCUACAACCAUUAACCUCAUUGAGAAGCCUAAAAGGAAAAAGCCCCAGAACAAGCUCAAGCCUACCAAAGCCAUAACUAAGAGUUCAACAGCUGCAGUGGCCAAGGAAAACAGGCCAUUCAGGUUCAAGUGCUACUUUUGCAAAAGAGUAGGACACAUGAAAAAGGACUGCACUGGCUAUAAGAAUUGGUUAGCCAAAAAGGGGAUUCAUAAGGAGGAGAAUCCCAAAAAGUGAUGAAGUGAACCUGUGUGUAGGCAACGGCAUGAGAGUGGCAGUCAAGGCUAUUGGAACCUUAAAGCUCGAUUUAGGAUUAGGAAAAUUAUUAGUUCUGGACAAUGUUUUUUAUGUACCUUCCAUGAGAAGGAAUUUGGUUUCAGUUUCUCUUUUAGUAAAAUCUGGUUGUAGACUUGUUAUGGAUAGUAAUGGAAUUCUUAUUUCUAAAAAUUCUGUUCAAAUUGGUUCUGGUGUUAUUA
Messenger RNA from Rosa rugosa (rugosa rose), 3346 nucleotides. RefSeq names its product probable lipid phosphate phosphatase beta. Lineage: Eukaryota; Viridiplantae; Streptophyta; Magnoliopsida; Rosales; Rosaceae. Gene Ontology annotation, molecular function: sphingosine-1-phosphate phosphatase activity. The record is from RefSeq and is a predicted model, not a curated record. Bases 2241 to 2807 code for a protein of 188 amino acids. The transcript is spliced from 3 exons.